Molecule: messenger RNA, 2136 nt
Organism: Daphnia pulicaria
Lineage: Eukaryota; Metazoa; Arthropoda; Branchiopoda; Diplostraca; Daphniidae
Product: delta-like protein 4
Exons: 12
Coding region: 576-2000 (474 amino acids)
Biological process (GO): neuron development; cell communication; heterophilic cell-cell adhesion
Cellular component (GO): neuron projection; membrane
Molecular function (GO): protein heterodimerization activity; cell adhesion molecule binding; protein homodimerization activity
Source: RefSeq, a predicted model, not a curated record
GGUCGAUGGCGUUCGGAAUAAAUAAUUUCAAGUGUUUACUUAUUAGCCUUAGCAGUCAAGUAAUCAUGCCUUUGGAAUGGUUGGAACAUACCCCUUGUUGCUACCUGUAAUUCUUCUUAUUGUUGUUUGCUCAAUUCCGAGCACGUCAGGAAGGCCUUUGACAUUUAGAGAUUUCAAUCCAACUGGAUCAUCGCCGAAUAAUACAUUCCGCGAGAUUAAUCUCAGAAAGUCAGCCGACCGAAAUUCGAAUCGCAACUUUCCAGGAGACAUGGCCGACGGAAUAGGAAUCGUUAUCGACGUCGUCUACCGCUUGAAUCAGACUCUUUUGUACGGUGCCUCAAUUCUACGAACAAUCAAAUGGAUGUUCUUCAUUUUCAAAUUCAUUGGCUAAAUGGAAACCCAAUCUUCAUUUUAAGAUCAAUUAUUAAUAUGUUCCGUUUUAAAUGACUAUUCGUUCGUUGUUUCUUAACUCGUGUUCAUCCCUCAAUCCUGACUGAUUUCCGUCGAGGUGGAAAAAUGGUGUUAUCUAGUUGUUGAUAUUCAAGUAAACGAAACAAAGAAAAAGGUAAAGAAAGAUGGCCAUCAGACGUAUGACGGUAUAUACCUGUUCAGGUAGUGGAAAGUUGAAAGAGGGGAAGGGGAUGCGGAAGCCUCGAAGGCAUGUGUUCAACCUCUUUUACUUACCCUGUUCCUCUUUGGGUCAUAUCAUAUGCUGGCGAGUUGUCAUUGUUAGUGGUUUGUGUGGUAUCAUCAGUCAUCGAGACAAAGUGCUGCUGCUGGAGGAUUUCUUGAUAGAUCAUUUGAUUUUAUUGUUAUACUCCUCCAAGAACCACGUUUCCAUGGAAUCGAGUCUGUUACUGCGUAUGAUAUGGAUUGCGCUUGUGCUCGGCAUAGAAUUCAGUUCGAGUGCGGAAGGAGCAAAAUUACGUAAACCGACACCAAUUUCUACGUCAUGGCAGCGCCAGGCAUGUGAGUCGAAAGAGGGUAAAGCAGGACAUUUUACUUGCACUCCAGACGGCCAGCUAGAAUGUUUCGAAGGAUGGAUUGGAGAUUUAUGCAACGUCCCCAUUUGUAAAAAAGGCUGCGACCCCCUAAAUGGCCACUGCAGAGUACCCGGAGAAUGUCGCUGCCGGAUAGGAUUUGCGGGGGAGCACUGCCGCGAUUGCGCCUUGUUACCUGGUUGCGUUCACGGGACGUGCAACAAGAGCUUCGAGUGCGUUUGCAAACCGGGAUGGAACGGCCUCUUUUGUUCUCAAGCCACCUGUAAGGAGAGUUGUCAUAAAAGCCGGGGAUUCUGUGAAAAACCGGGGGAAUGCAGGUGUCGCACGGGAUGGGCUGGUGAAUUUUGCAACGAAUGCCAGACCCUCCCUGGCUGCCACAAUGGAUUUUGCCGAAUUAAUCCUCUCGACUGCAUUUGCUAUCCCGGUUGGACCGGAUUAUUAUGCCAAACACCCAUUUGCAAAAAAGGAUGCAGUGCCGAUCACGGUUAUUGCGAAGUGCCUAAUCAGUGCAGAUGCCGCGUGGGAUGGUGGGGUAGUAACUGCGAUGUCUGCCAUCCUUAUCCUGGCUGCAGGAAUGGUUAUUGUUUAAAGCCAUGGGAGUGCCGCUGUCAACCUCAUUGGACUGGAUUCCUUUGCGACCAAAAAAUAGUCUCGUGCGCUCGCGACAGUUGCCUCAAUGGAGGAACUUGCUUGAUGCUGGAGCCGGAACUAAAUAAUAAAGUGGCCGGCGAACAAGGCAAUAUCACCUGUCUCUGCCCGGCUGCAUAUACCGGCUUACGUUGUGAAGUGGAGCUCAAAUUUCAAGACGAACGGAAAUGGAUAUCACAUCGGUCAAAUCAUACUUCCGUACACCUUACACCUUCUAUGGGCCAUCAGGUGAAUGGAACACUGGAUGCGUCAUCGUCAAAUUUAAACCAAGAAACUGGUUCCGGCUCACCUGACACUCUUGCCGCUGAAGAAAACCGUCCGUGGAAUAACCAAACAGGAGACGUCGAUUGAAGAAAUGCAAUGAAAUCUUUCCAAGUAUCGGUGCAUACACUACAUGUUGUAUUGAGCCCUCAUUGUAAUCACAUCUAUUUAAUAUAAUGUACUGUAUAAUAUACUAUCAUAAUAUGUCAUAAUUCAUAAAUAGCAA